This is a messenger RNA of Musca vetustissima, 1368 nucleotides long. It is a transcript of the gene GPHR, whose product is annotated as Golgi pH regulator. The transcript is spliced from 7 exons. Gene Ontology annotation, molecular function: voltage-gated monoatomic anion channel activity. Gene Ontology annotation, biological process: intracellular pH reduction. The coding region runs from base 1 to 1368 and encodes 455 amino acids. NCBI's taxonomy places the organism in Eukaryota, Metazoa, Arthropoda, Insecta, Diptera, Muscidae. The record is from RefSeq and is a predicted model, not a curated record. Gene Ontology annotation, cellular component: Golgi cisterna membrane.
AUGGCUUUCUUGGAGGACACAACUAUUGUAUUCGUUUCACAGGUACUGUUUUUUGUUGGUGGUUGGAUUUUCUUUGUCAAACAACUAUUCAAGAACUAUGAGAUUCGCCACAUAUCAGUUCAGCUUAUAUUCUCUGUGACGUUUGCUUUGUCGCUGACUAUGUUCGAGCUAAUUAUUUUCGAAAUUCUGGGAGUUCUGGACAGCAGUUCGCGGUAUUUCCAUUGGCGACUGGGUCUAACGUCAUUGCUUCUUAUGGUCAUAGCUGUUAUUCCACUGUACAUCUUGUACUCGGUCAUACACAGCAUAUCUUUUGUCUCUGAAAAAUGGGUCCGAAUAAUGACUGUUUGCUGCUGGUUUGUAUUUCUGUAUUCCUUGUGGCGCAUUGGAGAACCUUUUCCACUACUAAGCGUGUCAAAUGGUAUAUUCACGAUAGAGCAGGGAGUAUCGAGAAUUGGGGUUAUUGGGGUUACAGUAAUGGCGAUUCUUUCAGGAUUUGGUGCUGUUAACUGUCCCUUCCAAAGCAUGACGUAUUUUAUUCGGCCCGUUUCUCAGAGUGAUAUACUUAACUUAGAACGCCGACUUCUCCUAACUGUAGACAUGUUAACGGGAAAGAAGAAACGCAUUGCAUUGGAGAUGCACCGAAGGAACAAAUCAAAUCAGUCCCGCCCCCGUUUAUGGAAUAUUCUAAGUUCAGCGGUGAACAGAGCCGACACUGGAGGCGAAAAUAUAAAUCAGUUGCGUAUGGAGAUAUAUGGCUUAGAAGAACUGCUGAGACAGUUGUUUCUCGAAAUCAAUUACUUGAAAAACAUGCAGGAACGUCAGAAAUGGUCGCAAACACUACAAGGCAAAUACUUUAAUGUGAUUGGGCAUUUCUUCAGUGUCUAUUGUCUGUAUAAGAUAUUCAUGUGUUGUGUGAAUAUUAUCUUCGACAGAGUUGGUCGGAAAGACCCAGUAACUAGAGGUCUCGAAAUAGCGGUUCAUUGGUGUGGCUUUGAUAUAGACCUGGCAUUUUGGAACCAACAUAUAUCCUUUUUGUUAGUGGGAUGUAUUGUUGUAACAUCUAUAAGAGGUUUGCUGCUGACAUUGACUAAGUUUUUCUACCGCAUUUCGUCAAGCAAAUCUUCCAAUAUAAUCGUCUUGAUAUUGGCCCAAAUUAUGGGCAUGUAUUUCUGUUCUUCGGUAUUGUUAAUGCGUAUGAAUAUGCCAGCCGAAUAUCGUGUUAUUAUUACCGAAGUACUAGGCAACCUUCAUUUUAACUUCUACCAUCGAUGGUUCGAUGUAAUAUUUUUGGUGAGCGCACUAUCCACGAUUGUGGUUUUGUAUUUGUCACAGAAACCCUGGAAUUAUGUCGAUACAACAUUGGAAUAA